AAUAUAUAUAUAUAAGUAGUAAAAGAAAAUUGUAACUAUACCCCGCCCUUGUUCUUCUGCUUCUUCCUGGCUAGCGCCUCUCUCUAACCUCUCUCUCUCUCUCAAACUCGCCAGUCCUAUCGAUUCUCCAGGUUUGGUGGGUACAAAUCCAAAAGCCGAGCGAGAUGCCGGUCUCUCUUAAGCAGAAUAUGAAUGUUGAGAUCCGUGAGAUGAUCAGUAGGGAUCCAUGGUCAUUGAAACAACCAAUACACGUUUUGGGAAUCAUCUUUGCUCUCGUGGCUUUCAUCUGUGUUCUCGAGUUUCUCGUCAUUCCAUCCCAAGGUCACCUGUCUACUAACCUGAGAUUCUUAGUUUCUGGAGCCUGUCUACUCACCUGGGCUUCUACACUCAGCAGAUCAUUUGCAUUCUACUGCAUAUGUUCCCAUUUAUAUGGUCUGUUCGUGGCUAGCUUUCUUCUUUUCUAUCAGGUAGUGAAGCGACUACCAAAGAAAUUGAGCUCUUCUGCAGUGUUCAUGUACACAACUCUGAUUGGUCUUACUGUUGUCAGUCUUCCCUACAUACCCGGUUGGUUUGAAGUUAUUCGAGAAACAUAUGCACUUACACGCAAAUUUAGGAAUGUUGGCGAGCUGGCUAUAGUGAUUAAUACACGAUUAUUUGAAACACAAUUUGGAUUGAUUGCUAUCAAUUCAGAGCUCCUCUUGGCGUACGAUGGGUCCAUUGACAUAGGCAUAUCUCGUGUCAUGUCUUGGUUCAUUCGAAUUUGGGCUACGGUUUUGAUUCUUCAGAGCUCAGAAGAUACUCGCCUUGCUGCAGGAGCGUCGGUAUGUGUACUUGUUGUCUCGCCUUUACUGAGGAUGAUCACCAGAUUAAUUAUCCCAGAUCGUGGGAUUCUGAUGGCCAAACUACUAAUCAUGAGGGAUGCAAUUAGAGAUGUUGUAGGACCAUUUGUCUGGAGUUUAAUCAUUUUACAGAUUUACUCUCAUAGAUUAAAGGAGGAAUUUGUAAGAAGCUAUGGAAAAUCGGUACGAAAGAAGAUGAAGAGGAGACUAGAAACAUCUGUUACUGUUGGUGAAAGUCAUACCCUUGUCUCGCAUUUUCCUGCUCCCCCUAGGAUCAAAUUCUCCAGUGGCAAGGGGCCAGGACCUGAUGCACGUGUAGUCUACAUAGCUGGUGCGUUUGAUCUUUUCCAUGCUGGCCAUGUUGGGAUUCUCAGGCGUGCUAGAGAGCUUGGCGACUUUCUUCUUGUUGGAAUACAUAAUGACCAGACCGUGAGUGCUAAAAGAGGAGGGCACCCCCCCAAUCAUGAGUAUGCAGGAAAGGAGCUUAAGUGUUGGGGCAUGCCGCUAUGUAGAUGAGGUGAUAUUUGGUGCUCCAUGGGAAGUGUCAAAAAAUACGAUCAUGUUCUUUGGCAUAUCAUUGGUGGUUCAUGGGACAGUAGCCGAGAGCGACAAUUUUCAAAGGAAGGAAGAGAAUCCGUAUGCAGUACCAAUUAGCAUGGGCAUAUUCCAAAUCCUAGAAAGCGCUCUUAAUAUCACAACUUCCACCAUAAUGGGGAGGAUUGUAGCGAACCAUGAAGCUUAUCAGAAACGUAAUUUGAAAAAGGAAGCUAGUGAUGACAAGCAGAUGGAAAAGGAAGCUAGUGAUGAGAAGCAUAAGGGGACUGAUAAGAAUCAAAACACGGAGCGUACCGCAUCCUAUCUCAAGAACUCUAGCGUUGGGUUUUAACCGUGAUGCUUCAGCUAAGAACUCGAACACGUCGCGCCCACCAGCCCAAGGCUCACCGUAGUUGCUGUGAUGCUCCUCACUUGUGGAGGUUGCUAGGCAGUUGAAUCUGAGGAUUGCGAAGAAGAAGGAGAGAGCGGUGAAGCUGGAAGGAUCGCAGGGAGUGGCGAACAUCGUUGUGAAGAUUCGCAGAUUAAUGGAUGAGGGGCUGUUCGUUUCACCAUUUGUCAUCUUCAUCCAAAUGAUUCAUUUGUAUGAUCUAUUGAAAUGAUCCAUUCAGAUUUUUUGUGAUUGUUUGUUUGUCCAUCCACAUAGUUCAUCUAGAUGAAUCAUCUAAAUAAAUUUUAUGUUUGUUUCUUUA
Molecule: messenger RNA, 2083 nt
Organism: Brassica napus (rape)
Lineage: Eukaryota; Viridiplantae; Streptophyta; Magnoliopsida; Brassicales; Brassicaceae
Exons: 15
Coding region: 165-1355 (396 amino acids)
Biological process (GO): biosynthetic process
Molecular function (GO): catalytic activity
Source: RefSeq, a predicted model, not a curated record